Molecule: messenger RNA, 2157 nt
Organism: Pocillopora damicornis (cauliflower coral)
Lineage: Eukaryota; Metazoa; Cnidaria; Anthozoa; Scleractinia; Pocilloporidae
Biological process (GO): cytokine-mediated signaling pathway
Cellular component (GO): external side of plasma membrane; signaling receptor complex
Molecular function (GO): cytokine receptor activity; cytokine binding
Source: RefSeq, a predicted model, not a curated record
AUGCAUUACGAAAAACGUUCUUUGUUCUUUAAAAUUCUGGCCUUCUUUUUUGGCCAGGUUGUUUUAAAUAAAGCUACACAGCCUGCCUACGUAUCAUUUGAACCUCCGUCGAUUGAAACUGCCUACAACACAAGCUCCUCAUCCAUUCUUGUUGGCUGGAGAAACAAUCAGUCUUCAAGCAACCAUAUUUCAGGAUACAGAGUAAGCUACUGGGAAGGCAACUCGUCUCUAAGUAUCCAUAUAGUUCUCUGCCCUGAGUGGAAUUUAUCAACAAUUUUAACGAAUUUGAAACCGUUUACGAAUUACUGUUUAGAACUUUCCUCGUUCACAAAUACCACCGCUAGCAACAGAAGCCAAUGUCAGUACGUGACUACAGAUGAAGCAGAAACGUCGUUCAUUCUUGGUAACCUCUCAUUGUUUUCUACCUAUGGGGCUCAAAUUUCGGAAUGUACUAUAGCAGGAUGUGGAAACUAUAGCAAUACAGUAUUUGCUGAAACCUGUCGCUGUCCAAAGUAUCUCUCUGCCUCCAAAAGCCAGUCAUCCUUAGACCAAGGAGGAAAUGAUUCAAAGAGUAUAGCAGACAUUAUCGCCAACACAGUUACAAAAUCAUGCGGGUACUGUCAAGAACACAAUGAAACUGUGCUGUUAUUUUCCAACAAGACUGAUGAAGAAUCUAAUCUUCAAUUCCCAGUCACAAGGACAAAUUCAAGAGGAAGUGAAUUCAGCAAGUUUAUUUCUGUAUUAGAGGUGCCUGGGGUGUUAGCCGUGAAGAGGCAGGACAAUGAUUCUUCUCGUUUCUACGAAGAAAUUAUGACUGGUUCUGUGUUUGAUAUCUGGCCAGUCUUUGUUGUGUCGUUAUUGACUGUUUAUUCAGCAGGUGUACUCGCUUGGUUUUUGGAUAGGGAGGAACAAUCCUCAUCUUUUGUCGCGGGAGUGUACGAAGGAUUCUGGUGGUCAUUCAUCACCAUGACAACAGUAGGUUAUGGCGAUCGUUGUCCAAAGUCUAAACCAGCAAGAGCGUUUGCAAUUGUCUGGUUACUUAUCAGUAUAGUUCUACUCUCAUUCAUCAUGGCCGCCAUGUCAUCCACUUUAACUGCUACAGUGGUUCGGUCACAGAAAAAGGACUUCAACAUCGAUCGAAACAGCAAGGCAGCAGCGGUAGCUAAUUCUCCAGAGUAUAAAUUGGCUGUGGGAUCACUCAGUGCCAAGUUGAAGCUCACCACAAAUUACUCAUCAGUAGAGAGACUCAUCAGAGCACUCAAGGAGGGCGAAGUUGACUAUAUUCUUGUUGACAUGUAUCUUCCUGUUAAACGGAAAGAUCUUUUCAAUGGCUCUUGGUUCGAAAUUGCAGCGCUGUACAAGGCAAAAAUAAGUCACGGGAUUCUUCUUCGGGGUGACGCCCUAAAACUCGCGUCUGCGUUGGAAGAGAUGAUAGCAUACGAUAACGUGCAGACUAAUUUUCUAAAAAACAGCAACGAUGACGAGGGAGCAGCUGAGUCGACAUCCAACGAGUAUCUGUUCUUCGAUCCGGCCAGUCCAUUUUACAAGCAAAUCAUAUUCGCGGGCCUGGGUAUCCUGUGCAUCUUCACAGUUUGUGGGCUGGUUUAUCAAAUGGUGUACACCAUAAACAGAAAAUGCCAGACGAGUGAACAGGAGACAGAGAGGGAUGAAAUCCAAAGGGAACUACAUUACUUGGUCGAUGAAUUUUACCGCUCUCUUCGUCAGAAGUAUGAAAGACUCAAGAAUAUGCACAAAAAGAAAUUACUUAAAGUGGCUCGUCAGGCUAGAAAUGAACUCGAAGCAUGCGCAGAAAAACGAAAUGAGGCUAUGGUCCCAUGACCAAGUUUCGCUCCAACAGCCACUUUCUACCAAUGUGAGCUUGAAUAUUCGCUUUAAACUUUAUUUCUUAUUCAAGACAACUUAACACUAAAAAGAGCAUCAAAUGCAUGUACAUUUAAAAAUGGAAAAGGGAUACGCUUGAGACAUGUCGAGUGGUAUGUGUCUGUUCAAAAAAAGGAUCAUCUCGUAUUGACCACACCCUGCGGGCAAAUGACACUAAGAGCGUGUACUGUAAAAAAAAUCUUCAAUGCCGUUUAAAUUUGACUCAAACUAUUAUGGUUAAGUCCACCAUAGUUAUAGUGCUCUCUGACUUGUGUU